UUGUUUCUAGCCAUUUGGGUUGGGCUGCCUGUAGAUAUUAGAAACUAGCAAUCGGCUCAUGAAAAUGAAAACAAACCACCGCCAGUACUGAGCGCAAGACACUGAUCAUAAACCCUAAAAAAACCCUAUACUACUACCGGUUUAUCGAAUUAUAUUUUAUUUAUUCUUUAUCAUAACAUAAAUAUAAAUAUAUAUAAAUAUAUAAGGCAGGAUGUACUUACAAAGGCCCUAAUACUAGCAGUAGAAGAAGAAGAAGAAGAAGAAGAAAGAAGAGCAAGGAAAAUGCCUCUAGGGGAAAGGGCAGGAUGGGAAAAGAGCGAAUCUCGAUACUGUGGAGUGGAAACCGAGUUUGACGAGAACAUGCCGCAGCUUCUCUCUUUCAAUCUUUCCACUGGCGGUUUCGAUUUCGUUCUUGCUCCUCUGAUGAAUCCCACUUAUAGACCGAGCUUGAUGGAAAAAGAUGAUGGUGGUGGAAUCCAUGUUCUGCCAUUUUCUGGGUCAGACUUAGUUUUGAGCCCCUCCCAAUGGAGCAGUCAUGUUGUGGGAAAAAUUAGUUCAUGGAUUGACUUGGACUCAGAAGAUGAAACUGUUCGGAUGGAUUCUGAAACUACUCUGAAGCAAGAAAUAGCAUGGGCUAAUCAUCUUUCCUUACAGGCAUGCCUUCUUCCUUGUCCUAAGGGUGCAUCCUGUGCUAAUUAUGCAAGGUGUGUAAAUCAGAUUUUACAGGGGUUGAACAAUAUGCAGUUGUGGCUUAGGAUUCCUUUGUUGAAGGCCGAAGAGGAUUCUACAGAUGUGAACUCUACUAAUUUGAUUGAUUCCUGGGAACAAUGGAAUUCAUUUCGCAUGCUUUGUGAACACCACAGUCAGUUAGCUGUUGCACUUGAUGUUUUGAGUUCUUUACCAUCGACGAACUCACUUGGCCUUUGGUUUGGAGAAUCUGUUAGAGCAGCCAUUUUAAAUACUGAUGCUUUUCUAACAAAUGCACGGGGUUAUCCUUGCCUCUCGAAGCGGCACCAGAAGCUCAUUACUGGGUUCUUCAAUCAUUCAAUACAGAUUGUUAUCUCUGGAAAAUCUGUACAUACUAUCCCAAGGGCAAGCUCAGAUUUAGCUGCCAAUAAUUUGGAUAAUAACACUGAAACUGUGCAGAGACAUCCUUUGAGGCCAUACUUAGACUAUGUCGGUUACCUUUUCCAAAGGAUGGAUCCCCUUCCUGAACAAGAGCGAUUUGAGCUUGGAUACAGGGAUUUUCUACAGUCUCCGUUGCAACCACUAAUGGAUAAUCUUGAGGCACAAACCUAUGAGACAUUUGAGAAAGAUUCAGUGAAAUACAUCCAGUAUCAAAGGGCAAUCUGUAAAGCUCUGCUGGAUAGGGUCCCUGAUGAAGCAAGUGUUACCACUGUACUGAUGGUAGUAGGAGCAGGACGGGGACCUCUUGUUAGGGCAUCAUUGCAGGCAGCUGAAGAAACAGGGCGGAAGGUGAAAGUCUAUGCAGUGGAGAAAAAUCCAAAUGCAGUGGUUACACUUCAUAGUUUGGUUAAGCUGGAGGGUUGGGAAGGCAUUGUUACCAUAAUUUCUUGUGAUAUGCGUUACUGGAAUGCUCCUGAGAAAGCUGAUAUUUUGAUUAGUGAGUUGCUUGGUUCAUUUGGCGACAAUGAGCUGUCACCGGAGUGCCUUGAUGGUGCCCAAAGGUUUUUGAAGCAAGAUGGAAUCUCAAUACCAUCAUCGUACACAAGUUUCAUCCAGCCUGUGACAGCUUCAAAAUUGUAUAAUGAUGUUAAAUCACAUAAGGAUCUUGUGCACUUUGAGACUGCAUAUGUUGUCAAAUUGCACAAUGUAGCAAGGCUUGCUCCUUCUCAACCUGUCUUUACAUUUACUCAUCCAAAUUACAAUACUAAGAAAAGCAAUCAACGCUACAGAAAGCUGCAGUUUGAGAUAGCAAAUGACAUUGGCUCAGCCAUGGUGCAUGGAUUUGCUGGCUAUUUUGAUGCAAAGCUAUACAAAGAUGUACAUCUUGGUAUUGAACCAUCAACAGCAACACCAAAUAUGUUCAGCUGGUUUGCAAUAUUUUUCCCUCUAAGGACACCGAUGUGCGUGCAGCCUGGUUCUCCUUUAGAAGUACAUUUUUGGCGUUGUUGUGGUCCUUUAAAGGUCUGGUAUGAGUGGUGUGUGACAUCCCCCAGCUCAUCAGCUGUCCACAACAGCAAUGGACGAUCGUAUUGGGUCGGUCUGUAGUCUUUCCUCAAUUCUUCGCAUGUAUCUGUCUUUAGCCUAACGAGUCGUUUGCAGCAACACCAAGCGUAGGGGGGAAAAAAGGUUUUAGGUGUUUGACCUGUGUCUUGAGUUGAGAGGAAGUAGAACAUCGCAGACAAUUAUGCUGCCUUUACAGGCUUCAAGAUGUGUUGGGUUCUUACAGUCGAGGUUAUGUACAAGUUAUGGCAUUGAAUUGUACCGGAAGAUGAAAAUGUUCAAAUUGUCUUCUUAGCAUCCAAAUAGCAUGCAGUACAUAAGUUUCAGAAGAGAAUUCAAAGUGGUUGUAGUCGAUUGUUUGAGAAUCGAUCCAAAUUUUGUUGCCAUACAGCUUCAAAAUGAAGACAUGCAAAAGAUAUACAGCAGGUAUCGGUCGCUUGAAAAUUUUCAAAUACCCCCCUCCCCAAUUCUCUCAUUCUCCCACCCAUCUCCACUGCUAAAUGUCUGAAUCUCCAUUUCUGCCUUGCGCAUACAAAAUUCGUAUUGAAUGUUUGAUUUUUUUUUUU
Ricinus communis (castor bean) is the source of this 2753-nucleotide messenger RNA. RefSeq names its product protein arginine N-methyltransferase 1.5. Bases 283 to 2232 code for a protein of 649 amino acids. Lineage: Eukaryota; Viridiplantae; Streptophyta; Magnoliopsida; Malpighiales; Euphorbiaceae. Gene Ontology annotation, cellular component: nucleus; cytosol. The transcript has 23 exons. Gene Ontology annotation, biological process: peptidyl-arginine N-methylation; regulation of DNA-templated transcription. The record is from RefSeq and is a predicted model, not a curated record.